AUGAGAUUAUCCAUUACUUUUUUGUACAGUUGCUUUCUAAUCGCUACCGUAGCCGCAAUAAGUGGCAAUCAUCUAGUGUUGUUGAAAAAAAGUCAAACGUUGGAGAAGUUCAUGAAAUAUGAUUUCACCUUCCCUGUAGCACAAAGGUUUAAAAGAUUUAUUCACAAGUACUACAAGAUUGGUAAUUUGGUUGGAUUUUCAGGAACGUUUUCCAAGAAUGCUUUGGAAAGACUCAGCAGGUGUCCGCUUGUGGCGGAAAUUGCAGACGAUGUCGAAUUCGAGGCAUUUUCAUUGCUCGAGCAAGAUAAUGCUCCGGCCCAUCUUGUAAAACUAUCACAAGAGAAUAGAGAAAGGACUGCCAAUAGAGCUUAUUACUAUGACGAAGAAGCACAGGGUGAAAACGUGAACGUUUACAUCGUUGACACUGGAAUUCAGAUCGAGAAUGAGGAGUUUGGGAAUCGCGCACAACUUGGUAAAGACUUCACAAUGGAAGGCGGCGCGGACUUGAAUGGUCACGGUACACAUGUGGCUGGAAUUGUCGGAUCGGCCACGUACGGAGUGGCUAAAAAGGUGGAUCUUAUUGCCGUGAAAACCCUUGACAAGUCAGGUCAUGGCUCGCUCAGCAGUAUCAUGGCUGCCAUGGAGUUUGCUGUCAAUCAUCGCAAAAAAUCAGGCAGACCUGGAAUUGCCAAUCUCAGUCUUGGAGCCAUGGCCAACUCGCUUCUCAAUCGCGUAAUCGAUUCGGCUACACAGACAGGGUUGGUGGUGGUAGUGGCCGCAGGGAACCAAAAUAUAGAUGCAUGUGAAAUGCUGCCUGCCAGCGCCUCCAAGGCAAUCACAGUUGGGGCAGUGGACGACACUUCCAGCAAUAUAGCAGAGUUCUCAAAUUGGGGAUCCUGUGUGGACAUCUUCACCACAGGGGUUGAAAUUGCAAGUAUUGAUGUGGCAAACGCCCGGAGAUCACUGAAGCUUUCAGGAACCUCCAUGGCCGCACCUAUAGUUUCUGGAUUAGUUGCUAACUUACUCAGUUCCGGUGUCCGUGUUUGGGAGGUCAAAGAUCGGCUUUUAGAGUUGGCUAGUACCGAUAUGAUUAACGAGCACUCGAUUUCGGAAAAAACGGGGCUGCCCAAUCUCGUGGCAUAUAAUGGGUGCGAUCCAUCGACACUCACAGACGAAGACUCUGAUACAGACUAG
This is a messenger RNA of Metschnikowia bicuspidata var. bicuspidata NRRL YB-4993, 1194 nucleotides long. RefSeq names its product S8 family peptidase. The record is from RefSeq and is a predicted model, not a curated record. Gene Ontology annotation, biological process: proteolysis. The transcript has a single exon. Lineage: Eukaryota; Fungi; Ascomycota; Pichiomycetes; Serinales; Metschnikowiaceae. The coding region runs from base 1 to 1194 and encodes 397 amino acids. Gene Ontology annotation, molecular function: serine-type endopeptidase activity.